AUGACGAUCUGUACUUAUAACGCCCUGACGCUUGCAUCGGAUGCAGCCAUUGAAGAUCUGAUGAUGAAAGCCAGGAAGACUAAGUAUUACGUCAUCGGACUGGCCCAACGCCACCCUCUCAAUGCCGUAUAUGAGAGUGGAGAAGAACUGUUCUUAGGAAGGAAACAUAAGGAACAUGCGACGGUAGAGGAGUUGGUGGACUCGUCAACACGAGUAUAG
Messenger RNA from Necator americanus (New World hookworm), 219 nucleotides. RefSeq lists its product as uncharacterized. Lineage: Eukaryota; Metazoa; Nematoda; Chromadorea; Rhabditida; Ancylostomatidae. The record is from RefSeq and is a predicted model, not a curated record. Bases 1 to 219 code for a protein of 72 amino acids. The transcript has a single exon.